This is a messenger RNA of Megalobrama amblycephala (Wuchang bream), 2056 nucleotides long. It is a transcript of the gene lratd1, whose product is annotated as LRAT domain containing 1. The coding region runs from base 195 to 977 and encodes 260 amino acids. NCBI's taxonomy places the organism in Eukaryota, Metazoa, Chordata, Actinopteri, Cypriniformes, Xenocyprididae. The transcript is spliced from 2 exons. The record is from RefSeq and is a predicted model, not a curated record.
AAGUGCGGCGGUGCAAAGUGUUAGAGAAGCCAGUGUACCUUGGAGGACACGUAAGGGGGAGGUAACGCGUUGGUUUUGGAGACCUUGCGCGAUACACACAGCACAAGCACCGAUGGAGAGAAAGGACCAUUAGCCAUAGUCCUGGGGAAAUACGCAGAAGCAGUAUUCCAUGUCUCUCCUCUGCCCUGUUAUUGAUGGGAAACCAACUAGACCGGAUCACCCACCUGAACUACAGCGAGCUACCCACCGGGGAUCCAUCGGGCAUCGAGAAGGACGAGUUGCGUGUUGGUGUGGCGUAUUUCUUUUCCGAUGAGGAGGAAGAGCUGGACGAUCGAUCGCAGUCGGACAGCUUUAAAGACAACAACAGCCCGAGCAAAGACGGUCCGAUUGCGCUUAACGACAUCGAGUACUCGGCGUUCUGCUGCCAGGAAUGUAUAUACUCCAAACUCCGAGAGAACGAGGACCUGAAUGUUUAUUCUGUGAAAACUUUAUUGACCAUGUGCAAACCCGGGGAUCUACUGGAGUUAGUGGCAAACGCACAACCCCCGCACUGGGCGAUCUUUGAAGGGGAGGACCAGGUUAUUCACCUCUACAAGGGGGAGAUCCGCAAGGACAGCUUGUUUGAGAUCAGCUGCGGUCGACAGGGCAGGAUAGUGAACAAUCGGUACCGCUACCGGCCGCUGCCUGCUGAUUUGGUGAUGCAGAACGCGAGCGGGCACGUGGGGCUCAGCAGCGGCGAGACUUGCUGGACGAACUCGGAAAGUUUCGCAGCGUGGUGCCGUUUCGGCAAGCGGGAGUUUAAAGCGGGCGGGGAGGCGCACUCGGUCGAGCAGCGCUACUUUCUGAAGGUGCACCUGUCCGAGAGCACCGCGCACACGCUCAUGUUCCGCAGCCUGGAGGAGAUGAUACGCGAGAGACGGCGAGUGGACGCCAGCGGCAUUCUGAAGGAGCUGUCGCUGGUGACAGGGAAGGAAUGAGCGCUUGGGACUCUCUGCAUGCCUUGAGCAAGGGCUGCUUACCUUUAUUUCAGGACUUUGGGAGGGUUGUGCGUAUUUGUGUGAACAUGUUUUGGCAAAGACAACGCCCCUUUUGGUUGUGCUGUGAGAACCGAUGGCCCCACUAAAGUCACCCUGUACCUUUAAAAAGGAAAAAGAUAAAACAUAAGGUGAGCCCUCAUAACAGUUCGCCCAUGAACCGAUGCAGCCCCCUCAAAUUCUCACCCUAGCUCUGCUGCGGCAGAUGGUGACCACGAUGCGUUCAUAUGUCUGUGGCAAGCCGUUUUGACAUUCAUUCCUUAAGACUGACUAGUAGCCUACUUGUGUUUUUUUUUGUUACUAAUACUCAUUAUUCACUAAAAACUAUUCAAAUAGUUUCAAGUGUCUUUUUCCCGUUGUCCUGGCAGCAUUUGAAUACUACUAGUAGCGUGUAUUCCAGUUGUUACAUUUUUAAUCGUACUAGUAAGACUUCAGUUUGAACUAAUUAGCCUUUCUGACUAGUCAUUACAUAUGACAAGAGGAAAGCAAGCGUUACUAGUGAGAUGAACAAUGUUACUUGUAACAGCUGAGAUCAAUAGCUACUAGCUACUAUUUUGCCGGUGGAUCUGUGGUUCAGAUACAAACUAUUCACUUCCAAUAUAGGCAUUAGUAACCAUUCAUUAGGUACUAGUUACUAUUUUAGGAAUAAUUAGGCUACUACGGAAAUUGAAAAAGAGAGGCUACUAGCCACUAUUUGACUACUUUCUACUAAUUAAAAAGAUGUACUGGUAACUUUAACAGUUUAAAGGAAUACAUGUGAAACAGCUUGCCAUAUGUCUAUUAUUUGACUGAACUCUUGAGCUUUAACAUUAAACGUGAAGCUCUGUUAUUGCGCAUCUGUCCAGCUGCAUUAGUUCCUCUAAACCCCUACAGGCGACAACACACGAGCCUUUGUUUUCAUUCUCUUACCAACAAAUGCAGCGAACAUUCUUCUGUUUUUGGAGUCCAUAUUUUUGUAUUUCAGUUAGUACGUUAAAAGAAAACUGUUUUUAUUUAAAUAAACGUAGAUUGCCCUAUGAAAA